Messenger RNA from Scophthalmus maximus (turbot), 3365 nucleotides. It is a transcript of the gene pxdc1b, whose product is annotated as PX domain containing 1b. The transcript has 5 exons. Bases 289 to 990 code for a protein of 233 amino acids. The record is from RefSeq and is a predicted model, not a curated record. Gene Ontology annotation, molecular function: phosphatidylinositol binding. NCBI's taxonomy places the organism in Eukaryota, Metazoa, Chordata, Actinopteri, Pleuronectiformes, Scophthalmidae.
UGCUUCUUCAGACAGUGUAAAGUGAAAUACUGUGGAAACAUUCGAGUGGUUCUUUUUAAUCAUCGUAUGGGUGCUGGGGGAGACAGAUACUGUCACGUUCCCUCUGCGUUAUGCCACGUUGAGAUCGUGCUGCCUUCAGGGACCGCUGCAAGCUGCGUUCACGGACCGCUGCAGACCGCUGGAGAGGACUCGACAAGAAGUUACCCAAGUCCUUUUUUAUCUGUUGUAAUGUUCCAGUUUGUGUGCGCCUGACCCCCUCGGCCCCCGUCAUGCGGGACUGAGGGGCGAAUGGCAUCGUCUGUGUUCCAGGGGACGUCGCUGGUCAACAUGUUUGUCCGGGACUGCUGGGUCAACGGCAUCCGGAGACUCAUCGUCAACCAGCGGGGGGAGGAGGAGGAGUUCUUCGAGAUCAGGACCGAGUGGUCUGACAGGAACAUUCUCUACUUGCACCGGAGUUAUUCCGAUCUGGGCCGGCUGCUGCGGAGGCUUGGAGAGUCCUUCCCUGAGGACAGAGGGGACCUCACCAGGUCUCCACUGACAGAAGGGCUGGUAAAAAUCAAAGAGGCAAAUGACAUUGAAGAGAAACUGAAUGAGGUGGAAAGACUGCUGAAGAAUGCUAUCAACAUGCCAUGCAAGUAUUCCAGGUCAGAGGUGAUGUUGACAUUCUUCGAGCGGUCGCCACUGGACCAGGUGCUGAGGAAUGACAAAGUCCACAGAAUCCAGCCGUGCUUUCAAAGUCCCAUCAAGAUAUCAGAAAUCAUGCGGUCGAAUGGAUUCUGUCUGGCCAAUACAGAAACCAUCGUAUUUGACCACAGCCUCCCUACAGAGAAGGAGCAACCUUCAUCCACACAAUCUAUGGAGCAUACGUAUGAGAAUGGAACAGAGUUUUUGCCGAUGGAAGCAGACAUGUGUGAUGAGGAAACAGAAGUGUAUGUCACCAACCUCUCCUACUACCAUCUGGUCCCGUUUGAAACUGACAUCCUGGAAUGAGGAAUUCACCCCAGUGGACAGUUGAUGUUGGGAUUGUGGAAUGAACUAUGCAAUGCUGCACAUUGCAGCUCAGAGUUAAUGCUGCUGCCAAGUUUAGCAUCCUCAAGGGUUGCUUCAAGUUUUAUAUCUCAUUUUAGAGUCAGGCAGGUGGAUAAUAUGCACCAAAAUAUUGAAGGAAUUCAACAGCCAAACCAUUUAGUUUUACCAUUUUCCGAGACAUCACCAGUGUGCCUCGUCUACAGCCUUACUUAAAUGUAUUUAGACAAAUUGAAAUAAGAUAGAUGCAUUAAGUCUUCAGAGGCGUUCAGGUGAUGUAUCCCACCCUGUGGCAGCCACUGUGGAGAGUCCAAGUCCUCAGCCAUGUUUUGAAACAUCCCGAGCGUCAUUGUCUGAGGUUUGGAGUAUGACUGCAACCAAGGGGUGAGAACCACAUAUCAAAUUAACCUUAUUGGACCAUUCACUGUUACUCUUUUCUGAAUUCACCAGCUCUCUUUUCUUUACAACUGAGUUAUUUUAUUUUCAGUGUUUGACGGUGCACAGCCAAUUCUCCAGACGACUUCCGUAAUAGUGCUGUUCAAGUGUACUAGGUAUCUGUCAUUUAGCUUGGUUUAUUAUCUUUCUUCCAAUUGCCACCAGGAAGUUUUUUGUACCAGCUAAAUACUUUUGUUGUUGCUGUGAUAGGCAGUAGAAACUACCUCUAAGCCAAAUGAAUAGGAAACAAAGAAAUUUAGAUAUCUUAAUUUAAGAUAAAAACAAACUGUUGUGUCUUAAAGUUGCUGAUAAAUUCAGCAAAAAAUUAAUCAGCUUAUGAUAUUGAUUCCUUUUUUUGUAGUUGUAGGUAUGUGCUUCUUUUUGACUUGGUUCCUGGACUACUGUCAAUUUACAGAUCACGAAAGUAUUAUUGUCACUCUUUCCAAAGUGAGAACUUAAUGCUUCCUUUUGGAUGUUGGUGGGAGUAUUUAGACAAAUGUUGUCUUAACAAUACAUUGGAAUGUUUUAUUGUAGUCUAGCAUGUAAUGUUGCUUAUUAUAAAAUAAGUUUGUUAACCAAUAAUGUCAUGUAUUUGAGCAGAGAACGAUAACUGAAUCAUCUCACUGCUGAGGAGUGAUUUCAAAGGGCAGUGGGUAAGUUCUGACCCGUUCUGUUAGAUGACAUGAGUGGGUUGUGCAGCUCGGCCUGCGGAGGGGGAACAAGCCUCUCUUUUACUAGAGAGACAAAUAAUCUUGCUGUACUUUCUAUAGGAAAAGUGACUGAGUUAAAAUUCUCGUCUUUUGAGUGUUUUAUUGUUCCUCACACAAUAGGAAAGGUGUUCUCACUUCUGUUACUGAAGUUGUGGAAAUCAGUGGAGCAUUACAUAGGAUUUGAAUGCAACUAAAAUGUAUUAAAAAAAGUGUUGUCAAUGCGGAAGUCCUUGUGGCCUCACGAUGUAGGCUAACAGCUCGUGGCGAGUUUUCCAAUCUUGGCACACAGGACUUCAACGGGACAGUUCUCUGCAUGAGUCUGCUUUGUAACACAGUCAUGAUCAGUGUUCACCCAGUGGGAAAGCAAAGCUCCUUCUCAGGGUGGGAAACUAAUUCAUGCACCUUUUUUAUGUCUUUUAUCUGAGAACAAUGUCUUGAAUUGAUGACAUCACUUGGACAAAAAUGGACUGUAUUUAUAUAGCACUUUUCUAGUCUUAUUGGCCCCUCGAAGCUCUUAAUAAUACCAGUCACAUUCAUACAGCGCUGCUAUACACAGAGCUUUUUCUAUCACACAUCAUUCAUACACUGCUGGCACAGCUGUCAGGGCCAGUUCGGGGUUAAAGGUCUCUCUCAAGGGGGACGACCAUCUCCACCUCCUGAGCCACACCCGUCACUAGAAGUUUAAAUAUCACAGAAUAUUUAAAAAUUGCCACUCGCCCCUUUUGCAAGCUUAUGCAGUGCAUUAUAAAUAUUCUGCCACAGAAUAUUUCCAUAGGGGCCUAAAAUGGUACUCAGCUGACAGGAAUGAGUAACAGAAUGCUGGUUCUCCAGUCUCAGUAGUUUCAGUGUGGUUUGGCUUUUUCUUUUUGUGGUUUGUUUUAACCAUAUCAAUCUGUGUCAGCCUGGGCUGUGAGGAUUCAGAGGAGGUGAUAAUGACAGAUAAUAUGAAAAUAAUGUAUUUUGUAAACUCCAGUCACAUUCUAUGCAACCAUCCAUUCUGUCUUGUAAUGCUUUGUAUGCUUGUGUUUCUGUGUGUGACGUGAGUGGUUCUGGUGUGUACUGACUGAAGAGGAUUAGAAAACACAGUGUAUGUGGCCAGAUGUUUGACAACUGUAAAUCUAUUGGGACAGUAUUAGAUACAAAUAAUUAUUUUCAAAACUUCACAAGACAAAUAAAUAUGUUUUCAAUAAAAAA